Molecule: messenger RNA, 1504 nt
Organism: Callorhinchus milii (elephant shark)
Lineage: Eukaryota; Metazoa; Chordata; Chondrichthyes; Chimaeriformes; Callorhinchidae
Gene: mtfr2
Product: mitochondrial fission regulator 2
Exons: 8
Coding region: 143-1255 (370 amino acids)
Biological process (GO): mitochondrial fission; aerobic respiration
Cellular component (GO): mitochondrion
Source: RefSeq, a predicted model, not a curated record
UGGUGGGUGGAUCGUCCGUUAGGGGAAGAGGAAAUUUAAAAGUUUGUACCGGGAGCUCGUGAGAAUUAUAUCCCAAAUUGUUCUUCAUGAUGAAAUGUGAACAACAAGUUCUUAUUCUGUAGUGACUCCUAUAAAUUUUCUCAUGUCUCGCCUACUGAAUUUUAUUUAUGAGCUGAUGGAGUACUUUGGAAUUCCAUUUGAACAGUUUAUACCACAUUGGCAAAACAAACCACAUGGACAGACUCGUAGCAUUGUUCGAAGAAUAGGAUCAUUUCUUCCAAUAAAUAAUUGGGCCAGAGUAUGCUUUCAGCUUAUAGGAAAACCAAGUAUGUCUAACUCUUGUGAAUCUGGCUAUAACUCUGUGGUUCCCUCACUGGCUGAUAUACUAUGGAUUGCUAAUGAUGAAGGGGAAACUUUCACUUGGUUUAGGAAUAUGGUGAGACCUUUCAAGGGUGAACGGAUGGCUGGUUCUGUUCAAGUAUAUGAUAACCAAAAAACCUCCGUCAAUCAAUUCAAAUACCAAAGGAGCACUGAAAACCCUGAUGCAUCAAAUCAAAAUGCCUUGAAGAAAAUCUCACAACUUGAAGAUGAGUUGUCUCGUCUUAGGGCUCAGAUUGCCACAAUUAUCACAAUGCAGGAGCAAGGAUCUGUUACUGGAUGUUUAACUCCAAUGAGAUCAAAUGGCCUGCAUGUUCCAAACACGCCUAGAAUCUUUCUGCCGCCUCCGAAAUUAACAUCUACACCUAUUGGAGAGUCAAGUGCUCGAUCAAUGACUGCUCCGCCACCUCCUCCACCACCACCACCACCAAAACCAUCAACCAGUGUGAAUAGCACUACAUCACUUGUGGAUCUUGUCAGAGAACGACGAGCCUCCAAACCUGGGAAAACAAGGUUAAUUGAAAAGACUCCAGGUCUUCCCAACAUAAUGGAUGUCUUAAAAGACAUACACAAUGUUAAACUACGAGUAGUAGAGAGAUCACCUGGAGGCACUGUUGCAGGGAAGAAACCUGCAAAAAAAGCAUCAGUUAGUGAUCCGGCAGCACUUAUUGCUGAUGCUUUAAAACGUAAAUUUGCACAUAAAUUCAUCAACGAUUCUUCUGAUAAGGAGAAUACAUCCUUUGAAACUUCCCCACUAUCAAGCCCGGAGACUUCCAGGUUUGGACUACAGCACCUGAAAUCUGCUGGGAAACCAAAUGUUUUGGGACCUAGUAAAAUAUUGCAAUCCGCAAGUGUGAAUGUUGCCAUGUGUUCUUAACUUUGCAUUUUCCGAAAUGAAUUGUUACAACAACUGCAAACCUAAUCGAUGCUUAGUUAUGUUUUUGGCCACUUACAGUAAGGGUGCUGAGGAUAAAUUACUGUUAUAGAAAGCUAAUUUAACAUUGCUUUUCAGUCAGAUGCUUCAACUUUGCUCUGCUGUAAAUUUGUAAACUUAAGGGUUUAUAUUGCAAUAAAAUAGAACUAUAAAGAUUGUCAAAAUAUUACAUUCAGUUUACAUUUCUUAUGA